GGUACGAUCCUGUGCUCAAUUUCGCCGCCCAUGACGAAUAAUGGGAAAAAAGCUCAUUCAUGAUGAUCAAUCGAUUAGCUUGCACAAUCACGUACAAGUAUUGCCGACAACAGGUCCGGUGCAAACUUCCGCUCUGAUUUCGUAGCAUAUUCCCGCCCCGCCAGCCCAUGCCCUUUCGCACCUCCAAUUUUCAGAAUGCGGAGCGGAAAGAUUCUCAGUACCUAGCCUACCUCUCGUCCACGGUUAACACCCGCAUUCAGUCUGCUAUAGGCCACCAACACCCUCCUUUCGAGUAGCGCUGCUGGACAGCCCGCUGGAGACGUCGUCCAAAAACAACAGCAACUGGCUACUUCCGCAUAACCGGGGUCCCAAGUCUCCGGAUCUCGAAUUGUUGCAAACAGCGACGUCCCCACCACCAAAGACUUAUUCAGAGCUCAAUUCACCUCGGCGCACAUCUACCUCCACUUCCUCGCCUUGAAUAUAGUGGAAAACAAUAUGGCGACCUCAGGGCCCUCCACUGAGCCAGCGACGGCAAUCCCCAUCCCUUCUUCCCUCACCAGCUCCACUCCCUCCUUACCGCCGGCGACCUCCCAAGCCCUCAUCCAACACCUCCGACAGACUGGCGCUAUACCCGACCUCAGCUCCCUCCUAGCAGACAGCCUCGCCCGCACGGGCUGGACAGACCGCGUCCGCGCCCUCGCGCUCGAGUUACUCAGGAAUGGCACAUGCGACACUUUUCCGGAGUUGAUGAGCGAAGUCAUGCGGCGGGCGAAGAUGCCCAAGGAUGGCAAGAACCAAACCGUGGAGAAGGAAAGCAAGGAUGCGAAGACGAAUGGUACGAGCACGCCUACAACGACAGGCGCCGGGGCUGGAGGUGCAGCUACAGCGGCAGCAUUGAAUGGCGGAGGGGUGAACAGCAACAAUGCCAUUGCGCUUUCAAAAGAAUGGUCCGGCGGGCCGGAUGGGCUGCCAGACGUAAGGAUUCCAGAAAUUACUGUUGAGCUAGGAGUGGACUUUUUGAAAGAGAAGAUCAAGGAUGUCGUCGAGCCGAUCGACGACGAUAGCGACUAGCACGAUCUCACUUCGCAAACAAGCUACGGGUUGGAUAUUUGUGUAUAAUUUGGCAUAGCGAGCGGCGUUCAGUGUUGCUGAGAUAGUGGAAGGGCCUCGGUACGGUAUAUUAGAUGGUGGAAGGACCACAGCUAUAGUGGAAUACCUCGCUCUACUUCGAGCUGUUGGCUGGUGCAUGUGUGCUCGUCAAGGAUCGUUGCAUAAAGGGAAACAACCUGCCUCUUCGAACUCGAAUGAAAAUCGCUUUUGAAGCC
This is a messenger RNA of Cladophialophora immunda, 1325 nucleotides long. RefSeq lists its product as uncharacterized. Bases 496 to 1071 code for a protein of 191 amino acids. The transcript has a single exon. Gene Ontology annotation, cellular component: nuclear pore; SAGA complex. Gene Ontology annotation, molecular function: transcription coactivator activity. Lineage: Eukaryota; Fungi; Ascomycota; Eurotiomycetes; Chaetothyriales; Herpotrichiellaceae. Gene Ontology annotation, biological process: mRNA export from nucleus; positive regulation of DNA-templated transcription. The record is from RefSeq and is a predicted model, not a curated record.